AUGGACCUCGAAGAUGUUAUGGAAGGAGAAGAUGGUUUGGAUGGAGAAGAAGUUAAGGAAGGAGAAGAAGUUAGGGAAAGAGAGGAAGUUAAAGAAGGAGGAGAAGUUUGGGAUGGAGAAGAAGUUUGGAAUGGAGAAGAAUUUAAGUAUGGAGACGAAAUCAAGGAGGAAGAAGAAGUUAAGGAAGGAGAAGAAGAUGAAGAAGAAAUUUGGGAUGUAGAUGAAGUUAAGGAAGGAGAAGAAGAAGUUAAGGAUGGAGAAGAAGUUAGGGAAGGAGAAGAAGUUAAGGAUGGGGAAAUAGUUUUGGAUGGGGAAGAAGUGAAGGAAGGAGAAGAAGUUAGGGAAGAAGAAGAAGUUUAG
Molecule: messenger RNA, 360 nt
Organism: Sphenostylis stenocarpa
Lineage: Eukaryota; Viridiplantae; Streptophyta; Magnoliopsida; Fabales; Fabaceae
Source: the annotation of a GenBank genome assembly